AUAUAUUUUAGUGAUCCCAUUGGGGUCAUUCGGUGCACUACAGCAUCACAUCAAGUGUACGAAAUGUAGAAAAAAUGCACGAAACUAUAAAUAAAUAAAUAAAUAAAAAUAAGACAGUAGCCUGCCUAUAUCAAUCUGUGCAUCACACGUUACUACAUUCAAUUUAAUUACUGAUUGCCAGCGGUUUUAUCUUAAUAUAUAUAUAUAAAAAUAAAUAGCCCUAAACAGUAAUACGCUACGUUACAAUCUCUUAAAAAAAAUUUCAUUGUCAUUUAUGGUUUACUCCGCAGCUUCACGAUUUACAUGAUUUAGAAGGUAUUUUUUUAAAGGGACACUAAAAUGCGUUGUAAUUCGCACAAUCGAGGUUUGCCCCAUUCAUUCAGCAAGUGCACUCCGUGAAGCAACGCGGCGUGUUUUAUACCCCUCGGUUUCCCACUGCAAAAAGGGGGAUGAAGGAAUCCACGUAGGAGUGUCCCAGGGCCCUCCUCAAACAGAAAAGCCCUUGUGAACGCUCACACUGGGGGUUCUUACUUGUUGACCACGUGACGUGUAUCCAAGGAUAGCCCAAACUUGGGAGACCGCCGAGAAAUGGACACGUUUCCAGCACGCUGCACCGGAGAAACGCGCAAAUGGAGAUACAUGAAUAAGGGGCUUUCUUCAAUGCCGUGAGAAUCUGGAAAUAACUUUAGGACCCUUCGGUUUCAUGAGUUACAGCAAAAAUGUCUGUAAAGCUGGAACUUUCUUAACAAUGACUGAUCUCCUUUUGUUCGUGGAAAUAACGGGCUAGCCUAUGAAGUGUUAUCAAGUAAUAACUUAAUAGUGUAAUUAGCGCUUUCACUCACGCACUUCUUUGGAGUCUUGACAUAAACGCAGGGACAAUGUGUGCCAGACGCGAUCAUUCAGGAUGCUCCAGAUGAACUACUGGAGACCCGUUCAGUCUUUAAGAUGAAUUGAACCCAGGUUCUGACAUGAGAUGAACCCAAAACGGUUGGCAGCAGCGACGAAUUAGCAGUCUGUGGAGGCAUUUCCUAAAUCAAAGUUAAUUUGAGAAUGAGGAACAAGUAUGCAGUCAUCAUUAUCUGCAUUGUGGCACUUGUCAUCAUUGAAAAAGAAAACAACAUUAUUUCAAGGGUCUCAGACAAGCUGACACUUCGACGGACCCCUCAGACAGAGCCUCCAGUGCCCUACAAUGCUUCCAGCAGUCUGGUAGUAAUGGACUACAACAGUUCCUACCCAGAGGACGUGUAUGCUGAGAACGCCAUUCAGGCUGGUCGAAAGCACAUCCUCUUGAUGGCUACCACUCGUACAGGAUCUUCCUUCGUGGGCGAGUUCUUCAACCAACAAGGCGCCAACAUGUUUUACCUCUUUGAGCCGCUGUGGCACGUGGAGAGGAUGCUAUCGAUUGGCUCAAGUGGCACGAAUGCCAGCACUUCUGUUUGGGUGUACAGAGAUGUCCUGCAGCAUCUCUUCUUGUGUAACUUCUCCAUGUUGGAGCGCUUUAUCAGCCCUCCUCCGCGGGACCACGUCACCCCUUCCCUGUUCCGCAGAGAGUCCAGCAAGGCCCUGUGCGAGGAGCAAGUCUGCUCUCCGGUUGUAAAAGACGUUUUUGAGAGGUACCACUGCAAGACGAGACGAUGCGGGCCGCUCAAUCUGACCUUGGCUUCCGAGGUCUGCUCAGGAAAACAGCACAGGGUGAUCAAAACAGUGAGGGUCCGACAAUUAGACACACUUCGUUCUCUAAUAGAGGACCGUCGGUUGGAUAUCAAACUCAUUCAGCUGGUUAGAGACCCUCGAGCCAUCCUGGCAUCAAGGAUGGUGGCCUUUGCAAGUAAGUACCAGAACUGGAAAAGCUGGGCAGUCAAUGGAGAAAUUCCUAUAGAGGACGAAGAGGUCAAACGUCUCGAAGGAAACUGUAACAAUAUCCGCAUCUCUGCCGAGUUGGGUUUGAGUCAACCGGAGUGGCUGAAAAACCGUUACAUGUUAGUACGUUAUGAGGAUAUCGCCAGGUACCCCAUGCUGAAAGCAGCAGAAAUGUACAAUUUCACAGGGAUUCCGAUGACCACACAAGCACGGGAUUGGAUCCUCAAAAACACACACGCGUCGACCGAGGCAAGCGGUGUGUAUUCCACCCAAAAAAACUCUUCAGAACAGGUGGAGAAAUGGAGGCUUAGCAUUCCGUUCAAACUGGCCCAAGUUGUACAGAAAGUUUGUGGACCGACCAUGAAACUUUUUGGGUAUAGGUUUGUAGACAGUAAACAGACACUAUUGAACAGAUCUUUUAGUUUGCUUGAAGAAAAACAAUUUAUUUAGGCAAGGAUUGCAUCUAUGCAUACAUUGUUACAGGAAAACCAAGCGUGAAAUGUGACAAGGUUUUGUUUUUAUAUGUGGACUAAAAAAUAUGCAUAGCAGAGACACACUGGCACAAUGUAGCACACUGGGAUGUUGCUGAAAUUAUGAGUUAUAAUGACUGCAGAUGCCGUCAUAUGAAAACAAAAUUUGAUGAGGAUAAAAUCAUCUGUACUUAUAAGAUGAGACAUGAUCUGCCUGUGAAUGUGUAUAAUUGUGUGCGAAACAGUGUUUCCUUUUUCUGAAAAAAGCUAAAAGAUGAUACAAAAAUGGAAGUGAAACUGGUAUUUAUGUGUUGUGCUGCUGCUAAAAUUACUUUUGAUCACCAUUUCAAAUUGAAAUUAAAUCCCAAAAAUUGGCUUUUGAGAGUUUGUCAUCUCAUUAUUGUAAGAUAGAAUUUUUUAAAUGCAUCUGGAUAUUAUCAGACAUUACCUGAGAACAAACUUGCACUGUGCGAUGUGGCAGUCAGUAUAAAAGGCAGCUUUUGACAGCCAGCUGUGAUCCCAGAGUACAAUCAUAGCAUUAUUCUCUAAAAAACUGCAACGUAGAAUAGACCUUUGUCCACGCAUGUUGUUAAAUGUUUAAUAUUAUAAACGUUUUUUAAACACAAAAAUCGAAUAUGAGAAGUAAAAUAAUAACAACAGAAACGGCAAAAUACUGAAGAAAACACCAACACUGACUGUGUAGGCGCAGCAAACGAGGGAAAAAGCAGCACCAGUUUCUUUAGGACCCUUCAGUAUUCUUUGGCUGGAUUAAUGGAACUCUUUUAAAAAAGCAUAGCAUUCUUAAAAUAGCUGAAUAGCAUUUAGUUUCAACUAAAGCCCUCAUUUCAAAGCUAUUUCAAACAUCACAAUUUAUUUUUAGAAUGGCCGUCUGUGAAAUACUAUUAGGAAACACACAAGGUCUUUUAUCACUGCAUGAAAUCUACUGACCUUCUGGAAACAGUGAUGUCUUUUCCUAUCUCAGCACAGAUUUACUGAGAACCAGUGAUGUUCUCUCUGCACAAAUUAAAUGACUAAUCUUAACUAAAUAAUUCCAUCACCCUCAAACUAUUUCCUGGCCACGUAGAUACAGGAUACAGUAGUAUCUUCAUGCUUUUGUGUUUCAUUUCCACUGCAAGCAAGAAGUACAUCAUGCACAAUACAUUGUACUUCACAGAAAGAGUUGCUUCUCAGAACAAUAAGCCACAAAAACAUAAAUUCAUGUUUCUCUUUAAUUGUACUGCUGCUAUCUGUUUGCCACAAUAAAUAAUUUAGGAUCCGCUACCGCAUUCACUGGCACUGUAAGAUAAAUGUGCUUUCAAGAAUCUAACAUCUGUUAAACAAAGAGCGAGAGCGGAGUGUCUGUCUACACGCUGGCAUUUCACAAAAUAUGGGUUUAUUAUGAUCCACCAGUUGCAAUGUCCCUUGGAAUCAGAAUCCCCGAUUUAAUGAGUCUACGGGGAAAUUUUAUAUUGACAAAAGCUGCCGCUCUGCUUCAGCGUGCUCGCUGUGAUCGUCGCAUAGCCUUCGUGAAAGCUGAUUUCUACAAGCACAAACUGAAAAAUCGGUUCUCUGAAGUGUACGAUUUUGUGAUUUCUGUUGCUAGUUCACGUUAAGGACACAUGCAAAUGCGUGUUUCGUUGACACAGGACUUUCCUCCCCACCAAUCAAUAUCAAACACAUCUCUGAUGUCCGUACGUGCCAUAUGAAAACAAGUGUCACAGUUAUUUCUUUUCUAAGUAUGUUUUCUUUAAGUCGUUCCUGACUGAUUUGGGACUACUGUGAGAGCGUUGUGCAGGCAGGGCAACAGGAAAUCAGUCUCGAAGUGUAUGUGCAUGUGUUCCACUCUCUCAGGAUGUGCCACACCUUCUAAGUGGAGCUCUGUCCACACUAGGGCUCAGACGGCCGUUGAACAGGCCUUUCAUACUGUCUUUCCAAAGUUUCCAGUCUCUGAAGCACACAGCGCUGCCUGUUUACGGCUCAGAAGACUGCUGGCCUGCUAGAGCCUGAGCUGACUAAUCACAUGCAACACAGAGGGAUUAUUCCACUGACUCCAAUUGACUUAUUGAUGCCAUGCAAAUAACGUGAGGGGAAAAAUAACGUCUGAAACCGGACAAAAAGGUAUUUGUGAGGGGAAGGUAUUUUUGCUCGUGGAAAAUAAAAUCUCUUUUGGGAUAUUUCUGAGUCGUUGCUUAGUCAUGCAGUGUUGAUGUUUAUCUUUAGUGUCUGGUUGAACUCUGCACUGGAAAAGCGCGGGGAAAUACGUGGCUUGACCAAAGAGAGAGAGAGAGAGAGAGAGUUCUGACUUGUCUGCUUAUGCCAAUAAUUACCAUCAACAAACAAUAAAUACAGGGCCUGGAAAACCCUCUGAAUGGUGAAGAAUCUAUUCUUCAUGAUCUCACUACAAUAGUUCGCCCCAAAAUGA
Messenger RNA from Puntigrus tetrazona (Sumatra barb), 4752 nucleotides. RefSeq names its product carbohydrate (chondroitin 6) sulfotransferase 3a (gene chst3a). Bases 1051 to 2310 code for a protein of 419 amino acids. The record is from RefSeq and is a predicted model, not a curated record. The transcript has 3 exons. Lineage: Eukaryota; Metazoa; Chordata; Actinopteri; Cypriniformes; Cyprinidae. Gene Ontology annotation, cellular component: Golgi membrane. Gene Ontology annotation, biological process: N-acetylglucosamine metabolic process; carbohydrate metabolic process. Gene Ontology annotation, molecular function: N-acetylglucosamine 6-O-sulfotransferase activity; chondroitin 6-sulfotransferase activity.